Tupaia belangeri chinensis (Chinese tree shrew) is the source of this 6062-nucleotide messenger RNA. RefSeq names its product kinesin family member 26A (gene KIF26A). Gene Ontology annotation, molecular function: ATP binding; microtubule binding; microtubule motor activity. The record is from RefSeq and is a predicted model, not a curated record. Lineage: Eukaryota; Metazoa; Chordata; Mammalia; Scandentia; Tupaiidae. Gene Ontology annotation, biological process: microtubule-based movement.
AUGGCGGUGCCCGGGCCGCCCGAGCCGCCCCGCGGCGCGCCCCGCAAGACUCCCAGCCUGCUGGAGAUGGGGGCGCUCUGCCUGGACUCGGAGAUCAUCCUGGGCUUCACCAGCCACCUCCUGCGGCGACGAGGCAAGGUGGCCGAGGGCAGCCCGGCCCGUGAGCCGCUGCCGCUGCUGGAGGUGUCUUCCCGCCAGAGGGGCGGCGGCCCCCGCCCCUGCCACACGAAGCUCGUGGAGCUCAAGCGACAGGCCUGGAAACUGGUCAGCGGGUCUGGGACGCCUCUCCGGGACCCUUGUCUCUCUGCCCUGCUCCUGGAUAAGCCCCUGGCGCCCGGGGCCCUGCUGCCCUGCCGCCCGCUGGCUGAGGGUCGCUGCGACGUCUGCGCCACGCACCUGCAGCAGCUCACGCGGGAGGCCCUGCGUCUACUGCAGGCCCCUCCCAGCAGCGAGGACUCCAGUGGUCCCCAUGGAGGCGCUGGCUUCACGCCCCUGGGCUCCAGUGCCAUGGCCAGCCCGCGGGAUGCGCCUGCGGGGCCCCCAGGGAGGCAGCCGGGCCACCAGAAGAAGGGGCCGGCCUGGCCCGCGGGGCCCAGCGUGCGGGUGUCGGUGGCCCCUGCGGGCCUCGGCGGGGCGCUGAGCACAGUCACCAUCCAGGCGCAGCAGUGCCUCGAGGGCAUGUGGAGCGUCUCGAGGGUCAACAGCCUCCUGCCACCGGCAUACCUGGCCGAGGCGGCGGUGGCUGCGGUGGCAGUGGCAGACACAGUCCGAGAUGCCACCCCUGUGGCAAGCCCUGGUGGUGUGUCGAAGGCGUGGGGCCGCGCUGGGGCCUGCACGUCGGCCCUGGUCACCCCUGCCCUGGGCACCUCGGUAGGGGGCUCUGCAGGCCCGUCAGCUGCAGCGUCCUUCUUUAUAAGGGCCGCCCAGAAGCUCAGCCUGGCUUCCAAGCGCAAGAAGCCGCCACCACCGCCAGCGCCUGCCCACACCUCCCCCUUCCCCACCGACUUCAGCAGGGUCCUGCGGCUGAGCCCGCCCCCGGUGCCCCCCUGCCUGCUCAGGGCCCCCAAGGCCAAGGACAGCCCUGGAAGCACUGGAAAGGUGAAGGUUAUGCUGCGGAUCUGGGCAGCCCAGGGGACCCAGCGCUCGGCCGAGUCCUCGUCCUUCCUGAAAGUGGACCCUCGGAGGAAGCAGGUGACCCUGUACGAUCCGGCUGCUGUGCCCCUGGGCAGCGUGGGCUCCAGGCAGGCCGCCACGUCCGUGGUCCCCAGGAUGUUUGCAUUCGACGCUGUCUUCCUGCAGGACUCCGAGCAGGCCGAGGUCUGCUCGGGGACCGUGACGGACGUGCUGCAGUCUGUGGUCGGCGGGGCCAAUGGCUGUAUCCUGUCCUUUGGCCCCAGGAGCCUCGGGAAGUCACACACCAUGAUCGGGAAGGACAGCUCACCGCAGAGCCUGGGCGUCGUGCCCUGCGCCAUCUCCUGGCUCUUCAGGCUCAUGGAGGAGCACAAGGAGCGGACAGGCACCCGCUUCUCUGUGCGUGUCUCAGCCGUGGAGGUGUGCGGCCGCGGCCAGAGCCUGCGGGACCUGCUGGCCGAACUGGCCUCUGGCAGCCUGCAGGAUGCCCAGUCCCCAGGCUGCUUGCGGGAGGACCCCGAGUGUGGGGCACAGCUGCAGAGCCAGAGUGAGCUGCGGGCGCCCACGGCUGAGAAGGCGGCCUUCUACCUAGACGCAGCCCUGGCUGCCCGCAGCGCCAGCAGGGCAGACGGUGCUGAGGAUGCCCGGUGCGGCUCCCACCUGCUCUUUACGCUCCAUGUCUACCAGUACCGUGUGGAGAAGUGCGGCCAGGCAGGAAUGUCUGGAGGCCGCAGCCGUCUGCACCUCGUCGACCUGGGCAGCUGUGAGGCUGGGUCCAGCAGGGGUGGGGAGGCCGGAAGCCCCAUCAGCCUGUCCCUGCCGGCCCUGGGCAGCGUCAUCAUGGCCUUGGCCAGUGGAGCCAAGCAUGUGCCGUACCGGGACCACAGACUCACCAUGCUACUGCGAGAGUCCCUGGCCACCGCCAACUGCAGGGCCACUGUGAUUGCCCAUGUCUCGGACGCACCAGCCCACCACGCCGAGACGCUGAGCACCGUGCAGCUGGCUGCCCGCAUGUACCGCCUGCGCAGGAAGAAGGCCAAGUACGCAUCUAGCUCCUCGGGCGGGGAGAGCUCCUGCGAGGAGGGCCGGGCCCGCCGCCCCCCACACCUGCGACCCUUCCACCGGCGCACUGUGGCCCUGGGCCCCGACCGUCCCGCCCCUGGCCUGCCCGGAGACCCCGACUACUCGUCCAGCAGCGAGCAGUCCUGCGACACGGUCAUCUACGUGGGCCCCGGAGGGGCAGCGCUGUCGGACCGCGAGCUCACCGACAGUGAGGGGCCCCCCGACUUCGUGCCCAUCAUCCCCGCGCUGAGCCGCCGCCGUCCGUCAGAGGGCCCCCGGGAUGCCGACCACUUCCGCUGUGGUACCUUCGCGGAGCUGCAGGAGCGUCUGGAAUGCAUCGAUGGCGGCGAAGGCCCCUGGGGACCCCCGGGCGGCACUGACGGAGCCCAGGCCAGCCCUGCGCGAGGGGCCAGGAAGCCUUCACCACCUGAGGCUGCAUCUCCCUGGAAGACAGUGGGUGCCCCCAUGGCUGCCAGCACCCCUCGAGGAAGCCCUGGCCCAGACGCCCACUGCGGCGCCCCUGAGCCCUCCAAGUCUGGUGCCUGGGGUGACCGGAGAGAGGACGGCAGUGCCGGGCCUGAGCCACCUGCCCCCGAGAAGGGGGGCAGGAGGCCUCUGCCCAGCCCGGCCCCUCCGCCACCUCAGCAGCCAGAAGCUCGUAGAGCCCCAGAAGAGCUCGGGGGCAGGACCUCUGGCUGUGUGGCACGGACGCCCCCCGUGGGCAUGAGCAGGCAGGUGGGCCGGCCCCCGACGGUGCGCGGCCCCUGUCUGGAGCGGGGCCUGCUGACCACCACGGUGACGCUGCAGCAGCCUGUGGAGCUCAACGACGAGGAUGAGCUGGUGUUCACGGUGGUGGAGGAGCUGUCCCUGGGCGCGCUGGCCGGUGCCGGCCGGCCCGCCAGCCUGGCCAGCUUCAGUAGCGACUGCUCCCUGCAGGCCCUGGCCUCGGGCUCCAGGCCCGUGAGCAUCAUCAGCAGCAUGAACGACGAGUUGGAUGCGUGCGCCGUGCAGGCCCCCGACGGCCCCGCGGACCCCCUGGGCGGGGGCGCCGUCAGCUCCUGGCUUGGCGAGGUCAGCGCCCGCCCCACGCCACAGCUGCCUUUCGGCUCUGACCGCUCUGUGGGGUCUGAGCGUCCUGGGCCCCCAGUUCCCCUGGGCACCUCUGAGGACGAUGGCAGCUUGGGGCUCUCGGGGCACGCCAGGCUCGGUGUGCCCAACCCUGCCCAGAGUCCUCGCCCGAGGGAGGUGGCCGCAGCAGUCCCCACCCCCGGCAGGGAGUCCCAGGCCACGUGCCCACGGGACACACCUGCCACGCAGACCAUUCACUCCAGCCUUCCCCGGAAAUCCAGGACUACCUCUGCAGCCAGUCAUGCAGGCUGUGUGCACCCGGGCCCGAGCCCGCCUGGCCUUGGAGGUCUGCUGGAGGACCCGUGGCUGCUCCGGGCAGAUGAAAGUGACCUGCUCCCCAUGACCGUGGCUGGCAAGGCCCCUAGCCCGACGCUGGGCUCUCCCCGGCCAACUGAGGUCCCUGCGGUGCCGGCCUGUGCCCACAGGGCUGUGGAUGGGUGUGAGGGGGCAGCCAGGGUGGCCCGCAGACCGGAGGCCGUGGCGCGGAUCCCGCCGCUGCGGAGGGGUGCCACCACGCUGGGUGUGAGCACACCCACCACGUCCUGCAGGGACGCCCUGGCUGAGGCUGAGGCUGUGGCCUGCUCAGGCAGCCUGAAGGCCACCUCUGGGAGCAAGAGGGGCCUGGCUCCCAAAGGGGGCUUCUUCCCCAGGCCCAGCGGGGGCUCUCCCCCAGCCCCGCCUGUGCGCAAGUCCAGCCUGGAGCCCCGGGGCGGCCCGGCCCCAGCCACCACUCAGGCCCUGAGCCUGACCCGGGCCGGCGUUGCCACCGCCCUCCGUGGGGAGGAGGAGGCCAGGCUGAGUGGUCGGGCUGAGCCCUCGGUGCCCAGGGCCACGUCUAGCCUGAAGGCCCGGGCUGGCAAGAUGGAAGUGGCUCACCGGCCAGUAGGCCACGCAUCUCUGGAGCGGUGCGAGGGCCUGGGGCCCAGCAGCAGGCUCAGGGAGGCCCCCGGGAGGCCAGCCCGGGCUGUGCCCAGGUUGGGGGUGCCACUGGCUAGCCCUGUACCAGGGCCGUCUCCGGCCUGUAAGGGCACUGCCCCCAAGGCUAUAGGAACCCCUAAACCCCUAGCUACAGGAGGCAAGGGUCGGAGCCUGGCAGCUGGUGGGUCUCGGGCCCUCGGUGCUUCUGGGAAGCCACCGGCCCCUGUGGCCAGCAGGAGCCCUGGCGGCCCUGUGAUGGGUCCCAGGAUGGUUCCCCGGGCGGUGCCUGGAGCUGGGCCCAAGGCCGGCCGAGGCACCGUCAUGGGCACCAAGCAGGCACUGCGGGCCGCCCACAGCCGCGUCAGUGAGCUGGCAGCUGCUGGGGCCCCCGGCAGAGGCGGCCCCUGGUGGGGCUCGGCCGACUCGGACAGCGGCAACGACAGUGGUGUGAACCUGGCCAGCGGCGGCAGCAGCGGCUACGAGAGCAUGCUGCGGGACAGCGAGGCCACGGGCAGCGCCUCCUCCGCCCCCGACUCCACCAGCGAGAGCGGGGCCGCCUCCCCGGGCACCCGCCCCCGCAGCCUCAAGUCGCCCAAGAAGAGGGCCACAGGGCUGCAGCGGCGACGGCUGAUCCCUGCACCACUGCCUGACGCCACUGUCCUGGGCCGCAAGCCCAGCCUCUCCGGGCAGUGGGUGGACCUGCCCCCGCCCCUGGCCGGCUCGCUGAAGGAGCCCUUCGAGAUCAAGGUGUACGAGAUUGACGACGUGGCGCGCCUGCAGCGGCACCGGCCGCCCCUGCGUGAGGAGCCGGCAGAGGUCCCCCUGGGUGUGGAGAAGGGCCCGGAGUGCGUGGGUGCUGAGCUGCGGCUGGCGGGGCGCAGGCUGCAGCGACUGCGGGAGGUGCAGGCUGAGCACAACCGCCUCCGCGAGGAGCUGGCGGAGACCCAGGGCCGGCUGAUGGUGGAACCCGGCCGCUGGCUGGAGCAGUUCGAAGUGGACCCGGAGCUGGAGCCCGAGUCGGCCGAGUACCUGGCGGCUCUGGAGCGGGCCACAGCCGCCCUGGAGCAGUGCGUGAACCUGUGCAAAGCCCGCGUCAUGAUGAUCACCUGCUUCGACGUCGGCGUCGCGGCCGCCAUCCCAGCGCCCCAGGAGGUGGACGUCUGAGGCUGAGCACAGGCCGCUGCGGCGAGGCUGUGCCGGGGCGAGGACGGACGUGGGGUAGGGACGUGGGGUAGGCUGUGCCGGGUCUCGGAGGGGCCGUGGUGCGUGGGGAGGGCGGGCUGCAGGGCGAGGUGGCGUGCCGACGCAGCGAAGUGCCUUUCCCGCGGUUUGGACUGUUGCCUUUACACCUGUGCUACAGGCCCCGCUCCAGCAGACCGCGCAAGGGCCCUGGCCGGGAGGGUCCCGGAGUGCCUUUUCCCCUAGUGGUGGCCUCCGGACCUGCAGCCUGGGCAGUCCGGGCGGGGCGCCUGACCCGGGCCCCCCCUCCUGAGGACACCGAGGCAGUCGGUGCCUUCUUCACGGCAGGAAUUUUGACCAAAACCAUGAGCAAAAACAAAGCACUGCCAACCACAGACGGGAGUUUGGGAUUCGGGAAGGUCCUGUUUGUAUUUUUGUAUCAUUUUUCCUAAAAACGUGGAAUUUGCAAUGGGAAUUUGAAGACAAAUGAGCUGUUUUAUGGUUUUCUGUGGAUGCUGUCUGUCCAGCUGCCGGAGACAGGCUUUUUUCUGGGAACACCAGGCAGGGCUGGAGCUGCUGCUUGUCAAACGCAGGGGAGGGGCGCGCCUUCCCCGCUGCGCUGCCCUGCCGCAGACUGGUGCCCU